Molecule: messenger RNA, 1353 nt
Organism: Besnoitia besnoiti
Lineage: Eukaryota; Apicomplexa; Conoidasida; Eucoccidiorida; Sarcocystidae
Exons: 2
Coding region: 1-1353 (450 amino acids)
Source: RefSeq, a predicted model, not a curated record
AUGGCGUCGUCGCCCGCGGGCACGAUGGGCGGCGCUAUGAGGCAUUUGCUCCGCGCCCUGCAGCAGCACGAAGCGGCCCUCGAGGAACUGCAUAUGCAAGUCGAACAGAACGAGGCGGCCUCAUCUCUCCUUUCCCACUACCUAGAUCCUUGUUUUCACUCUGAAAGCGUCAAAUCAUCUUCUUCGUCUUCUGCUUCAGCGUCUUCCGACUGCGCCACCUCUUUCGUCGGUGCGUCGCCCUGUCCUCGCGUGUUCAUUCCUCUCACGUCGGAGGCCCUGUUGCCUGGCUUCCUGCUUCCUUCUUCUUCUCUGCCGCUGCUGCAUCUGGGUGGCGACUAUCUCGCGACGUUCCGCGCAGGCAAGACUGCGUGCGGCUCCUCUACGUCACAGUCCGCUUGUGUGUCUUCCGCGUCCGCCGCACCCUCAACUAACGGGGAAGGCGAAAGUGCGGAGGACAACAGCGGCUGCGGCGCACUGGGCCUGCUUCAUCGGCGAGAGUCGCUGUUGAGAGAGCAGAAGGAGCUCGUGGAAAGGAAAGUGCAACAGCUGCGCGCGCAGCUGCGCCUAGGAGAAGAGGAAAACGACAGACGUGACGCGGGGGUGUCGGCCGCCGGGGCUGCUGGUGUACGUCCGCCCAUCGACGGGGCAGCAGACAACGGCGCGAACUCGCAAGCCAGCAAAAAGGGUCAGGCGCACUUCACGAAAGACGGAUUCGUGGAAAUCUUUGAGGAUUACACGAGCGAGGAGGAGAGCGAAGACACGCCGCAAUCCAGUUCUGCCUCUCGAUGUCAGCCUCAGGCUUCCGGGGGUCGCCUGCGAGGCGAAUCUGACCAUGGUGCGGCGGCGGGUCCACGUGCACACUGUCAAGCGGAUGGCGCGCAGGCCAAUGAGGCCUCCGACGCGCCCGACGAUCGAGCCGCGGAGCCGGUUGGACGGGUGCUGUCCUCGCCUGCAGCUCAGCAGGCCAGCGAGGCGAGCUGCGAUGAUGGAGGCAGCCCGGUGACUGAGGCGCGCGAGACAAGUUCGUCCGCAUCGGCGGCGUCGCUGCCCCCCUCUGCCUCUGCCUCCGCUCUGUCUCCUCCGGAUAAAGACAAACGUGACGCCGAGUGCCCGCCUACUCGCGUCUCGUCCUGGUCGCCCGCAGUGGCGGAGCGCGUCGUUGAGCGCGCGGAGAGCCUCCAGGCGCGCGGAGACCCUCAGAGAGAAGACAGCCCGAAGCGGCGCGGGGGCCUGAGUGUGGGGGAGGCUGAGGAAGGAGAGACAGCCCCGCCAAAAAGAGUCUCGAUCUUCAAAGCCAUGCGCCAGGGCCAGAAGCCCGAAGCCGCAGCAGAAACAGCUCCUUCAAGCAAAUGA